AUGUCCACCACAGAGACCGCCUCGCCCAUUGGCAUUGCCAAUAUCGUCGCGAAGCGGGGUGCAGCCUUCACUAUUAUGGUUGCCGGAGAGUCGGGAUUGGGAAAGACAACAUUCAUCAACACUCUCUUCUCCACCACCAUUAAGAACUAUGCCGACCACAAGCGCCGCCACCAGAAGCAGGUCGAUCGAACCGUGGAGAUUGAGAUUACCAAGGCUGAGCUCGAGGAGAAGUUCUUCAAAGUCCGCCUCACCGUCAUUGAUACCCCUGGAUUUGGAGACUACGUGAACAACCGUGACUCGUGGCAGCCCAUUAUCGAAUUCCUGGAUGACCAGCACGAGUCAUACAUGCUCCAGGAGCAGCAGCCCCGCCGAAGUGACAAGAUCGACAUGCGUGUUCAUGCUUGCUUGUACUUUAUUCGCCCCACCGGACACACCCUGAAGCCUCUCGAUAUCGAGGUGAUGAAGCGCCUGAGCUCCCGUGUCAACCUGAUCCCCGUGGUUGCCAAGGCCGAUACCCUGAGCCACGCAGAUCUCGUCCGCUACAAGGAGAGAAUUCGCGCUGUUAUCGAGGCCCAGGGCAUCAAGAUUUACACCCCACCUAUCGAGGAGGACGACGAGCACGCCGCUUCCCACGCCCGCAGCCUCAUGGCUGCUAUGCCUUUCGCCGUCAUCGGUUCCGAGAAGGAUGUCAAGGCCAACGAUGGCCGUGUUGUCAAGGGUCGUCAGUACGCCUGGGGUGUCGCUGAGGUGGAGAACGAGGAUCACUGCGACUUCAAGAAACUCCGUUCGAUCCUGAUCCGCACUCACAUGCUUGACCUCAUUCACACUACGGAAGAAUCGCACUACGAGGCCUACCGUGCCCAGCAAAUGGAAACCCGCAAGUUCGGCGAGGCCCGGCCACGCAAACUCGACAACCCCAAGUUCAAGGAGGAAGAGGAAACUCUGCGCAAGCGCUUCACCGAGCAGGUCAAGGUCGAGGAGCAGCGUUUCCGCCAGUGGGAGCAGAAGCUCAUCUCCGAGCGCGACCGCCUCAACAAGGAUCUCGAGGCUACCCAUGCUGCGAGAUCGAGAGUCUCCAAGGCUCCAGCACUCGCAGCCACGGACGUCCUCCAUCCCGCAUUUUCCCAACUCCACCAAUUUCCUUACUUUGACCCCAACUCAACGGCCAUGCCCCGGACAAUAUUCCCAACCAGGCCCAUCCACACUCUCAAAACACAUAAUGGCGCGGUCAACGCGGUAACCUACUCAAGCUCCGGAGGCACCUACAUCCUCACAGGUUCCUCAGACCGAUCAGUCCACCUCUCGCGCGCAGUUCCCGCAAAUUCCAACGGCCUAGCGACACCCCAAACAACAACCCCGAUCCAGAAAUACGAAGCCCAUGGCUACACCGUCCUAGACGUAGCCGUCGCCGGCGACAACGCCCGCUUUGCCAGUGUAGGCGGCGACCGACAAGCCUUCCUCUGGGACGUGGAAAAUGGAGUCACAACACGGCGAUGGUCGGGCCAUAAUGGCCGCAUCGAAGCGGUACAGUUCGCAGGCGAUGGCGACUCAGUAGUCGUAACCGGCAGCGCAGAUACAACCAUCAACCUCUGGGACACGCGGGCAUCGAGCUACAAACCCAUUCAGACGCUCACGGAAGCCACCGACACGGUCUCAACGCUGCAUGUGCAUAUGGGCAGUUACUCGAUAGCGAGUGGAAGUUACGACGGCCACGCGCGGGUCUAUGAUGUGCGAACGGGAAAUACGACUGUUGAUGUCCUCGCGCAUCCGGUGACGAGUGUGCGCUGCUCGGAUGAUGGUAAUGCGUUGCUGGUUUCGACGCUGGAUGGGUAUAUUCGCAUGCUGGAUCGGUUGGAUGGUAAGUUGCUGACUGCGUUUGGGGGGGAGAAGGCUGCGCGGCCGGGACGCGACAUGUGUAUCGCAAUGCGGAGCUGCGGGUGCGGUCUGUUUUUGCGCAGGGGGGAUGCGGUUGUGCUGAGUGGGAGUGAGGCAGGGGGUGGGGAUGGGGCGGCGGCUUUUGCUUGGGAUGUUCUUAAUGGGGAGGUUACUGCGGCUGUGUCUGUUGGGGGGAUGGUGAAGGCUGUCAGUUGUGUGGCGUGGAAUGAGGGGGGCGGCAAUUGGGCUGCUGGAUGCUCAGAUGGUACUGUCAGAGUCUAUGGGUGA
Penicillium paradoxum is the source of this 2163-nucleotide messenger RNA. It is a transcript of the gene aspC, whose product is annotated as septin CDC12. The transcript has 11 exons. Lineage: Eukaryota; Fungi; Ascomycota; Eurotiomycetes; Eurotiales; Aspergillaceae. Gene Ontology annotation, cellular component: septin complex; cytosol; cell division site. The record is from RefSeq and is a predicted model, not a curated record. Gene Ontology annotation, molecular function: protein binding; molecular adaptor activity; GTPase activity. Bases 1 to 2163 code for a protein of 720 amino acids. Gene Ontology annotation, biological process: cytoskeleton-dependent cytokinesis.